GCGGCGCGCUCCCUGCACCGACGGCGCUCGGCUUUUACGUAAGGAGGGAGUGGUGAGUCUUUUCAAGAUGGCGACGACCAUAGAGAGCGCUGCCGCUGCAGUAGGGAAUAAGAAGAAACAUCUCGGCAUUCCCGAGGCUGUGUUUGUGGAGGAUGUAGACUCCUUCAUGAAGCAGCCGGGCAAUGAGACGGCUGACGUCGUGCUGAGGAGGCUGGACGAACAGUACCAGAAAUACAAGUAUAUGGAGCUCAACCUGGCUCAGAAAAAGCUGAGGCUGAAAAACCAGAUCCCGCAAAUCAAGCAGACGUUGGAGAUCCUGAGGCACAUGCAGAAGAAGAAGGACAGCACAGACCCUAUGGAGACCCGCUUCAUGUUGGCGGAUAAUGUGUACUGCAAGGCGUCCGUGCCCCCCACAGAAAAAGUGUGCCUGUGGUUGGGGGCGAACGUGAUGCUUGAGUAUGACAUCGAUGACGCACAGUCCCUACUGGAGAAGAACCUGGCCACCGCAUCCCGAAACUUGGACUCUCUAGAGGAAGACCUUGAUUUCCUUAGGGACCAGUUUACCACUACAGAAGUCAAUAUGGCACGUGUCUACAACUGGGACGUCAAGAGGAGGAGUCAGGCCAAUUCCUCAAAAACGGCCGAUAUGUCUUAAACGAGACCCUGUGUGCCCCCCUCCGGCCCCUCAUACCUACAUAAGAGAUUUUCCUGGCAGUUACCCAGUAGUACUUUCACUUGGUUUUCAACUUUAUUUUUUAAAGUAUUAUUUUCAAGUAAAAAAGAAAAUCAACAUAAAGUGAUUGUUUUUAUUUUAAUCUGUUUUUGACUGCAGAUUACACUGGGUGAGUUUCCAGUUUUUGGGUUAUUUAUAUUUUUUUUAUUAAAUAUUUAAGUGUUUAUGCUGCAGGUCUUUUCUACAGCCCAACUCGGUGGAACAGGAUGUAGUUUGCAGACAUUUGGGUGGUGCACCUGCGGGGCUUCAUAGUCUUCUACAGUGGGUCAGACGGUGGCUGCAGAGGAUCAAACUUCUCAAGAACCAAUCCCUUUGACUACACCCUCGCCAUUUUGUUUUGCCGGUUUCUUGUGCUUUUCCGUCGGUCCAUUCAUUUCUCCAACCUCUGUUAAGUUGAACCACAUUAAACACAGCAAGACAAACACUGAAUAA
Brienomyrus brachyistius is the source of this 1165-nucleotide messenger RNA. RefSeq names its product von Hippel-Lindau binding protein 1 (gene vbp1). The record is from RefSeq and is a predicted model, not a curated record. Gene Ontology annotation, cellular component: prefoldin complex; cytoplasm. Bases 68 to 655 code for a protein of 195 amino acids. Gene Ontology annotation, molecular function: tubulin binding. The transcript has 6 exons. Lineage: Eukaryota; Metazoa; Chordata; Actinopteri; Osteoglossiformes; Mormyridae. Gene Ontology annotation, biological process: microtubule-based process; tubulin complex assembly; protein folding.